UUUUGCCGCCAAGUAGAUUUGGGUUCCUUAUUUGGGAAGUUUCUCAAAAUCUGUACAGAGAGAGAGAGGAGAGUGAGAGGGGGAGAAUGCUGGGAAGAGUAAGACGAUCGACGAUCAGCUCACUGGAGCAAUUGGAGUUGGAGAGGCCAUCGUCGAAGCUCAUCAAAGCUGACUCUCUCUCCAUCUAUGAGGCCACCCUUAUGAAGCUACGGGAAGGCUCUAGACGAGAUACAAGCUUUCCUGCAGAGAGUUCAGUAGAUGGAAAUAUAUGUUGCAGUACUUCAGGAGGUUCACCCAGAGAGGAGGCGUCAAUAACUGAUACUUAUUCUUCCAGGGAAUAUCUUGAAGAUACUAGUAGUUGUCAGCCCACAGGUUCCUUGAAAGAGACAAAGAAGACCAACUUCUCACUUGCUUACAUGUUUUCCAGGUAUAAAAGUUCUCAGUGUGCUGGAGGCAUAAAUGAGGAGGAUGCAAUGGAUGUAGAAGAUAAUACUUGUUCUGCAAACUCUUCACUUAGUCCUCACAAUUCUCAGUUGAUGAGCAGCUCAGUACAGUCCACAAUACAGGAACACAUUUGUUCCCAAUGAUUUGAGUUUGGAUUAUGGCUCAAUUCUUCUACUUGUUGCAUUGCCGUCAUGGUGGUCUCUAUUGUCAUCUUGUAUUUUCUAUUUAUUGUUGUGCAAGAGUUGUUUAUAAAUGAUGGAUGAGUAGAGCCAAUUCUUCAAAUGAUGUAAUUUAGUUCUUUAUCUCCAUCUUAGUUAACCAAAAAAGAUGCAACUUCGAGCAAUGUUGGAUUGUUGGUCAAAUUUCAAUAAGUUUGAGCUUGAUAGUUUCGAACCUAAA
Messenger RNA from Solanum dulcamara, 843 nucleotides. RefSeq lists its product as uncharacterized. Lineage: Eukaryota; Viridiplantae; Streptophyta; Magnoliopsida; Solanales; Solanaceae. The coding region runs from base 87 to 587 and encodes 166 amino acids. The record is from RefSeq and is a predicted model, not a curated record. The transcript is spliced from 2 exons.